UCGCCUGAAGAUCCAGGCGCGAAGUUUUGUUUGGAAAGAUCUUCUGUAAUCAAAUUGCAUGCAGAGGCUAUUCAAGAACUUUAAGCUUUUGAUCAUAUUUACAAGAGGAUGAUAGCUGUUUUGAAUCUUCAUUAAAUGAGACCUCAUUUCAGGACAUAGCUCAGUAUUAUUCGCUUCAAGAAAAUAUGAAGAAGUUGGGCGUAAUACCUUUGAAAUUGGUCACUGUACAGACAUUUCUUCUACCUAUAGCAUAGAUGUCUGGGAUGGAUGCCAUCAAAAGUCUCCAAAUCAUUUAAAAUACGAUUCAGGAAAUUUGACACCCUGUCCAGCAAUUUUUUUAUUUUUUAAAAGUAGCUCUGAUUUAGAAAAACACCAGCGGAAUCAAACACGGAUGUUUGGUUGUGAAGAAUGUGGUAAACAGUUUGUGCACAAAGAUCAUCUUAAGAUGCAUGCAGGAAUCCAUACUGGAGAGAAAACCCAUUGUUGCACUGAAUGCGACAAGCGAUUCAGAGAAGCCAGUGAUCUUCGAAAGCAUGUGAGAAUUCACACUGGUGAGAAACCUUAUGGCUGUACUGAAUGUGUCAAGCGAUUCAGAGUAUCAAGUGAUCUUCGCAAACAUAUGAAAAUUCACACUGGUGAGAAGCCACAUUGCUGUACUAUAUGCGACAAGCGUUUCAGAGAAUCAAAUGAUCUCCUGCGACACGUUAGAACUCACACUGGAGAGAAGCCGUAUAGCUGUACCGAGUGCGGCAAGCGAUUCAUUGAUAAAAGUUCUGUACAAAGACACAUGAAAAUUCAUGUGGAAGAGAAAUUAUAUUGCUGUAGUGAAUGUGACAAGCGAUUCAAAGACCAUCGUGCACUUCGGAAGCACGUGAAAAUCCAUGCCAAAGUGAAGCCAUAUUGCUGUAUUGAAUGUGGAAAGCAGUUAGCAGAACGAUGUGCACUUCGAAAGCACAUGAUAAUCCAUACUGGAGAAAAGCAAUAUGGCUGUGCAGAAUGUGGUAAGCGAUUCAGAGACUCGAGUGAUCUUAAAAGGCACAUGAAUAUUCACACCGGAGAGAAGCCAUACGGCUGUGAUCAAUGUGACAAGUUGUACAUGAAUAAAAUGUCUCUGCAGAGACACAAGAAAACUCAUUCGGCGAAAAGCCAAGAAAAUGUAUAAAGAAUUAGAAACUAUCCAGGCAAUUGUAGCAAAUCCUAAGAUUUUGUGAAGAAUAAAUGUAUUUUAUGAAGACAAACCCACCAUUAUUAUGUGAUAGCCAUAGUUUUACCACUAGUUUAAAUUUCUUUUCAUUUUAUUUUCUAUUUUAAAUUGUUUGUUUAGUAUUAUUUAGUAAAUAUGUAAUA
Messenger RNA from Erpetoichthys calabaricus (reedfish), 1347 nucleotides. RefSeq names its product gastrula zinc finger protein XlCGF49.1-like. NCBI's taxonomy places the organism in Eukaryota, Metazoa, Chordata, Cladistia, Polypteriformes, Polypteridae. The coding region runs from base 392 to 1162 and encodes 256 amino acids. The transcript has 3 exons. The record is from RefSeq and is a predicted model, not a curated record.